GCUAACGCUGGUCUCGCUCACAACGCACCGGCCCAGCAUGCAGCCUGCCUCCCGCCUCUUUCCACUGCUAGGCCGUGCAGUGCAGCCUUUGACAGAGCGACUCGAUCUCUGCCACAGCUAUCUCCCGGGCACCUGGCGGCCAUGAACCUCCUCCACCGUCUUAUACCCUCCUCCUUCUCCCCCUCCGCUCUGGACAUGCCAUCCAUCCGCAUACGCGUCCACGUCCACGCGCCCACCCUAUCUCCCAAAUCCCCUCCAGCACCCACCUCCCCCGCCUCCGCCUGCAAGUCCCUCAAAUCCCGCAGAUCCCGCAUAUCCCAGCCAUCCCCUCCCGACCCGCCCGCGCCCGCGCCCAAGCCCACCAUCACCAUCCUCACACCCGCCCAAGCCGCCCACAUCGCCUACUUCCCCGCCUCCGCCUCCUCCUCGCCCACCCUCGCCAUGAACACCCCCGUGCGCUCCGUCCGCCCCGGCGUACCCUCCUCCGCGCUCUCCCUCGACGCCCGCGCCCUCCACACGCGCGAGUCGCUCAGCAUGCCCGCGCUCGGCAUGGGCACGGGCACGGGCACGGACAUGGGAGAGAUCCCAGAGAGCGCGUUCACCCCACCAUUCAACAUCAUCACCCAAAGCAUCGACUCGGCCGCGCACCCGCUCCCGUCCAUCCACCCACUCGGCCCCGCCCGCCCCCCACGCACCCUAGUCGCCCUCCGCAAGCUCCGCGCCCGCGCGCGCCAGCUCCUCCCCGCCACCCUCAAGGAGCACCAGCGAAAGCGCCGCGCGGACACGGAGCAGGAGUUCCAGGACGCGGCGCAUGCGACCUAUGCGUGCUGGCGCUGUCGGAGGGCGGGUGGGCGCCGCGAGGGGUGUAGGGCAUUUCGGCGGGCUGGGGAGGGCGCGGGGAGGGCGGGGGAUUUGUUUGCGUAGGAGGUGAUGGUGUCCAGCGCGGACGAUGCUAUUUCUUAGCUGAAGGCUCAUAUGCUCCAUAUGGGUAUCUCCAUAUCCUUUUACCGCACCAUACUCCAAUCUUUCUCCGCCAAGUGACUCAAACUCGACCUCAGAUAUGCCCCAACACUUAUGUUAUCUCACAUCAACGUACCCGAACAGUCCCCGAUACCCAUCUAGAUCUGUAUUCCCUCCAUGUACCCUUGAUAUCCACCCGCCACGUCUCCCUCGCAUCUACUGUGCCCAUGUAUCGUAUGGACUCUGCUUGUAUGCCUCCUCCCACCUAAUGCGAAUUCCCAAUUCCUAUUCUGGCUGCUCAGCGGGUUCGGUGCUACGGUGUGAUAUGACUUGUCGUCGACCAAGAGCGCCGCGGCUGUGGGGUGGUACGUUACUGGCUAUGCUCGCGGGGAG
Laetiporus sulphureus 93-53 is the source of this 1353-nucleotide messenger RNA. RefSeq lists its product as uncharacterized. The transcript has 2 exons. Bases 142 to 924 code for a protein of 260 amino acids. NCBI's taxonomy places the organism in Eukaryota, Fungi, Basidiomycota, Agaricomycetes, Polyporales, Laetiporaceae. The record is from RefSeq and is a predicted model, not a curated record.